Dermochelys coriacea (leatherback sea turtle) is the source of this 1759-nucleotide messenger RNA. It is a transcript of the gene CNPY2, whose product is annotated as canopy FGF signaling regulator 2. The coding region runs from base 242 to 796 and encodes 184 amino acids. The record is from RefSeq and is a predicted model, not a curated record. Lineage: Eukaryota; Metazoa; Chordata; Testudines; Dermochelyidae. Gene Ontology annotation, cellular component: endoplasmic reticulum. The transcript is spliced from 6 exons.
CGGAUCCCCGGACUGGGGCGGCGGCGGUGGCGGCGGGUCAGGCGGGAGGUGGGGCAGCCCCGGAGGGGCUGCGGUGGGGCUCGGGAGCGGGCGGACUCAGCGCCCGCCGGAGGAGCGGCGGGGCCGGGACAGGUCUCAGAGCGCCUGCUGGACCCUUCGUGGCUGAGAGGAGGAGCUGUGAUCUGGAAGCACUGAAUCCUUCUGGCCUCUCUGCAGGUCGCUGUGGCAGCCUGCGGGGAAGAUGAACGGCUGGGUUUCUCACACACUCUGCCUGUCCGUCAUCCUGGUGUCCCUGUUGAACAGUGUCCUUGCGUGGAGUAGUCAGGAUCUCCAUUGUGGAGCUUGUCGGGCCCUGGUGGACGAGCUGGAGUGGGAGAUCUCCCAGGUGGACCCCAAGAAAACCAUCCAGAUGGGGUCAUUCCGUAUCAACCCGGACGGCAGCCAGUCGGUCGUGGAGGUGCCCUACGCUAGAUCCGAAGCUCACCUGACAGAGCUGCUGGAGCGGGUCUGUGAGAAGAUGAAAGAGUAUGGGGAAAAGGUGGAUCCCUCCACCCACCGGAAAAGCUACCUCCGCGUGAUGUCCCACGAUGGGACCAACAUGGACCUUUCUGGGACCAAAAUGGACGGGGACGUGACGUCCCGCCUGAAGUUUGCGUGCGAGAGCAUCGCCGAGGAGUAUGAAGAUGAGCUUAUUGAAUUCUUCUCCCAUGAGACGGACAACGUCAAGGAUCGGCUCUGCAGCAAACGGACUGAUCUGUGCGACCAUGCCCUGAACAUCCCCCAUGAUGAGCUGUGAAGUGCAAAGGCCCGGAUCAAACUGGACAUCCCCUGCAGCGGACUCCUCCCCUAUCUGCUGGCAUUGCCCUGGGAACCUCGCUGGGUGUCACCUGGAAACCCCAAACUUUGCCUGGGGAAGAAAGCAGGACAGAAACUUCCUUCAGAGGGAAAGACGCUGUUCUUCUCCUGCCCCUCGGGAUUGCUUGACUUUCCAUCUGCCUUUAAGCUGUCGAUGUUUCCUCCCUCAUCCCUUCCCCGAGGAGAUGGACAGAUGUGCCUGUAGAGUCCUGAGUCUGGAUUUGACCCCUCGUCCCUCCGCCCACCUACUCUGGUGCUUUUACGUCUUAUUUAUUUUAGUUGAGUCUUGGGGUGGGAGUGUCAGCUGUUGGGAAGAGGAAAGGGGGCCAGGAACCAGGACUUCUGGGUUCUGUUCCAGCUCUGAGAGGAGAUGCUCUCUGUGGGGCAGAGUCAGGCAUGGGCAUCAGGACUCAGAGUUGCAGAAGGGCUGGUGGAGUGAGACCUCCUGGGUUUUAUUCUGAGCAGCAAUGUGUUCUAGUAGCUACAGUGCUGGAGCUGGAGUCAGGACUCUGGUUCUGGUCUGGCUCUGUCACUAUCUCACCAUGACCUCGGGCAACUCACUUCUCUGUGGCUUUUCUGAAGGGCCCAGGGGAAGGGGACUGCACAGAGACUUCUCCACCAUCAUCCGUCCAAAGGGGACAUUUCCAGCCACCAGCAGCAGGAGCAAUGAGUAUUAAGCUCAAAUGACAGCCAGCGAAGACACAGCCGAGUCGGCGCUCUGCUAGCAACGUCUGCACGCGCAGGGUGGAGGGAUCCAGUUUUCCAGGGGGAGUCGUGCUACUUUGAAGGGCUUGUUUUUAAAUGUCUCAGGUCUGUUUCCUGAGGACCUCUUUCUAGGCUGCAGAUUGCUGUGAUCUCCGUCGGAGGGCAAUAGAAUAAACCUCUGGCCACACUGCAGUUGGAA